Molecule: messenger RNA, 1440 nt
Organism: Callithrix jacchus (white-tufted-ear marmoset)
Lineage: Eukaryota; Metazoa; Chordata; Mammalia; Primates; Cebidae
Source: RefSeq, a predicted model, not a curated record
AUGGCGGCGCCCGAAGGCACUAUGAGCAAUUUGGAAAGCAGUAGCAGCAGUAGCGAUGUGGAGGAGCUGGCGUGGUGCCGCGAGGCAGCAAUGCCGGCCUGGGACUUGGAGCAACGGCCGUACGCGGCAGUGAAGCCAAGAGCCAGUGCUGCAAAUAACCAGUUGUCAACCUCCCAACCGAGCCUCAGGCCUAAGGUGGAUGAGCAUGAACAAGAUGGCAACGAGCUUCAGACCACCCCUGAAUUCUGAGCCCACGUAGCCAAGAAGCUGGGAGCCCUGCCGAUCAGCUUCAUUACCAUCUCAGAAGUAGCAAAGAGGUCAACAAAAGCUCAGGUACAGAAAGUCGCUUCAGAGGAUGAUGGUUUUCGCCUUUUCUUCACGUCUGUCCCUGGAGGCUGUGAGAAGGAAGAAUCGCCCCAACCCUGCCGAAAGCGCCCGCCCUCCAGCUCCAGUGAAGACAGCCAGGAGGAGUGGCGGCAGUGCCAGGAGGCAGCUGUGUCGGCGUCGGACAUCCUGCAGGAGUCAGCCAUCCAUGGCGCUGGCACGGUGGAGAAGGAGGCAAAGAAGAAAAGGAAGUCGAAAAAGAAAGCCAAGAAGGUGGCGGUAUUCAUCACCACUGACCCCAGCGCGGCCACGGUCCAGAAGCAGAAGUCAGGUGAGCUCACCAGGGACCAGGUGUCGCUUGGAACCAAUAAGAAGAAGAAGGCAAAGAAGGCCAGUGAGUCCUCUCCAUUCCCGCCAGCAAAGAGUGCCACUACAGUGGUGCCUGCAAACUGAACCCAGCUGUAGGCACAGGGCUCAGCUCCAAUGACAGGGCUACAGGGCUCAGCUCCAAGGACAGGGUGCCCUGGGGACAAGGCAUUUUCAAGCCCCACCUCUCUCUCCAAGUUCAAGGACUGGGCUGGCAAGUCUAGACUGCCCAUGAGACCCUGAUGGUGAUGAGGGCUUGCCCGAGAGUCGGGCCAAAAAAGUGGCUGUGGGUGAGAAGCCCAAGCAAGGCCUGCCCUUCUCUGCUCCCAUGGGGGCUGGUGGGGGGGCGGGUCCUGUGGUUCCAGAACAUUGCAUGGCCUCAGGAAAAGGAGCCUUCCGAUUAUUUGAGACCAGUGGCCAAGUGGUUCCUAGAACUGUCUGAGGUGGGCAGGGGAAGGGAGACCUCUUCCCCUCACCACCUCCUUAGCCUGUUGUGAGAAACUAUUUUUAGAAAAUGAGAAAAGGGAUCCCAAGAUGCCAAGGCCCAGAGAAACUUCUGUUCUUCUCCCCUUAGCCCACGUAGACUUCACAGAAGUGUCUGAGAAAGGAAAGAUUUUUUUUCACCCCUGGCUUUCUAGAAUUUCCUUUGUCUGCAUUUGUGAAUAUACCACACAUGAUGGUGUCUCUGAGCCGACCAGAUUAUGGAAACUCAAUUGUCAGGGGACCCAAACAAAACUGAGAGUGAGUUGG